Molecule: messenger RNA, 870 nt
Organism: Thamnophis elegans (Western terrestrial garter snake)
Lineage: Eukaryota; Metazoa; Chordata; Lepidosauria; Squamata; Natricidae
Gene: TMEM221
Product: transmembrane protein 221
Exons: 3
Coding region: 1-870 (289 amino acids)
Source: RefSeq, a predicted model, not a curated record
AUGCUCUCCCAAUACGGGCACCGCGCCUUGGGCGCGCUGAUGCUCUUGGGCACCGCCUCGGGCUUGGUGGCCGUGCUGGCCUCGAUGCUGCUCUUCCAGAUCCAAGGGGGCGCCGGCGGCAACCGCGACCUGAGCUCGUGGCUCCGCGCGCUCCUGCGCCCGAUCGCCGCCGGCCUGGCCUCGCUCGGCUUGGUGCUCAGCCUGAGCUGCCUGCUCCUCAGCCUCCUGCACGGCUACUGCGGCGCCGAGCGAUGCGCGGCCUCGGGGGGCGCGCUGGGCAGCGAGAGAGGCGACUGGUUCCUGUUGGAGAGUCGAAAAGUGAGACAUGUGGCUGUUGGUGUAUUUUGCUGCGCCGUUUUAGCCUACCUAUCAGCCCUCUCGAUCUACGUGAUGAUGGCAUUCGAGACAGAAACAGGGAUCACCUGUGCUUGUAUCUUCUCCUCUGGGAUUGUCGUCUUGUUCAUUACGGUGAUUCACGCGCUCGUCCGGGCUUCCAGGCGGAGCCCAGGGGAACUUCCGCACAAUCUUUACGAGAACGACUCGGCCCAGAACGUCGAAAUCCCAGCCGUCGUUCCUCCGAGCGAUGGCGCAAAGGUGACCUCUUUACAGUCACGUCUGGAAACUCAUCCGGAGGUUUCAUACCUGUCCUACGUAGAACACCAAACCACUCCAGAGAGUAGCACCAACGUCACAUCCGUGGACAGUGUUGCAGCGACCCUGGAGCAAGAGGGCGGUAGCAGCAUCCCCAGGAUGCACCGGACACUUUCGGCGGAGUCCGGCCUUCUGUUGAGCCACGGGGUGAGGCAGGAAAUGAAGAAAAUCCUGUCUCGCAAACCUGCGAGGUCAGGCAAAGAUUCGACCUUGGUGUGA